Talaromyces proteolyticus is the source of this 1275-nucleotide messenger RNA. Its product is annotated as RlpA-like double-psi beta-barrel-protein domain-containing protein-containing protein. Bases 112 to 873 code for a protein of 253 amino acids. The transcript has a single exon. The record is from RefSeq and is a predicted model, not a curated record. NCBI's taxonomy places the organism in Eukaryota, Fungi, Ascomycota, Eurotiomycetes, Eurotiales, Trichocomaceae.
UCGAUUUCCUUUCCAGUCCUUCACAGAACAAGACACUACUACUCCCUACGCCUCGCGUACAGUCACUCCAGGUCAACGAGACCAAUUACAACCUCACCAACCACAUUCACAAUGGCUAUCUUUUCCAAGGCUCUUGCUCUGACCGCCAUCUUGGCCACUCUCACCUCGGCCGCUCCCCUCCAGCAGAAGCGCGACCUCGUCUAUGAGACCGUCACUGCCUACGACGUGACCACUAUCGAUACCACCAUCACUCUCUAUCCCGGCGAGCCGACGCCUUCAGUGCCCCCAAAUGUCGCUAUCACCACCCAAGCGGCUGUGAGUACCACUGCUCCUGCUGAGGCCAAGCCCGAGCCCACGUCGGCCACUUCCACCUCGGUCAGCCCCGUGGCUCCUGAGACCACCGCCGCGCCGACCACCACUGCUCCUGCUGCUGCGCCAACCUCUGAGGCCCCUGCUGCUGCACCUACCACCACCGAAGCCCCCUCCCCAGCAGCUGAGCCAUCCACCACCAGCACCUCGUCCUCUGCUCCUGCUGCUACGUCAUCUGGUAGCUCUGGCUCCGGCAAUGGUCAGUCUGGCUCCGGCGAUGGUACCUACUACGACACCGCCACCUCAAUGAGCGCUCCCAGCUACUGCGACACUGCCAACGACGGUAACUCUGAGAACGUUGUUGCUCUUUCUUCCGCUAUCAUGACCGAGGCCCUCUGUGGUGCCACCAUCACUGUCCACCACAAUGGCAACUCGGCCACUGGUAAAGUCGUCGACAAGUGCCCUGGCUGCAGCGCUGGAUCCGUUGACAUGUCCCAGCACAUGUUUGAGUCUCUGGCCAGUAUCGAUGCCGGCCGCAUCCCCAUCACCUGGACCCUCAACUAAGCCUUGCUGUUUCAGUUUGAAUUCUUUGUGUCUUUCGAUUCUACCUCAUCUUCGGAUGACGGUUAUAUAUAUACUCAUAUAUAUAACAUUUUAUAGAAAUUUGUUUUCUUCUGACAAGCGUCUGCUUGUGCUGUAUCUUUCUAGACUUUCCACCAGAAACUGCAUGUGGCAUGGACAUACUGGGCUCGCCUGCAAGUCGGGCGAGCAGGCCUGCAGUCUUUCUUACACUCCUGGGGAGUGGCCUGGCGCAAGAUUGGUUGAGUUAUGGAAAAGUUUGUGCUUGUAAAUUAUAACGAAUCAACGAUCAAAUCAAACAAUGACUGUCUCUUGCUUUGCAAAUAAUACUUGCAAUGGGGUGCCUAGCCGCCUCUCUGAUUUUGUACGACGAUCAUCCCAUUAGUC